This is a messenger RNA of Patiria miniata (bat star), 3077 nucleotides long. Its product is annotated as forkhead box protein J2-like. The transcript has 9 exons. Gene Ontology annotation, molecular function: DNA-binding transcription factor activity, RNA polymerase II-specific; RNA polymerase II cis-regulatory region sequence-specific DNA binding. The record is from RefSeq and is a predicted model, not a curated record. Gene Ontology annotation, cellular component: nucleus. Gene Ontology annotation, biological process: regulation of transcription by RNA polymerase II. Bases 253 to 1752 code for a protein of 499 amino acids. NCBI's taxonomy places the organism in Eukaryota, Metazoa, Echinodermata, Asteroidea, Valvatida, Asterinidae.
GCGCGCUGCGGCUUCCGCAAACUAUUAAACGUAGUGCACUCUCACAUUUUUUUUCAGCGGAAAAGCUUCCCGCAGUGACAUCACAAGUGUCAUAUCAGGAAGUUUUUGCUUUGGCAUUGUAUCUUUAAUGUUAACUUGGCUGGCUAAUUUUAGCCAGAUCCGAAUGCGGAAGUUGAAAGGUUGCGGGUUCGCAGAAUCAGUAUCCAUACGCUAGUGUGAAGAGGCGCCAUUUACUGAUCAGAAACAUCCAAGAUGGCGGCCGAGACGGAAUUGAGUUUGGAGAGCAGUCUAACUGCGAUGGACUGGCUACCGAGAUUGACGGUCGGAGGUGCUCUCAACGGGGGUGGAAUCCCCGGUAAGAACCAGCAAGGACGGAACGCACUUGUGGACCAAAGCAAAGGAACGAUACCCAUGAGAAAGUCCCCCAGUUCGCCUCACGACACGAGCGCUGUGUGGGACGAAUCGCAGCAAGCGGCGAAGGACGGCAAACCCCCGUACAGUUACGCCAAUCUCAUCACAUUCGCCAUCAACAGCGCGCCUCAAAAGCGAAUGACCUUAAGCGAGAUUUACCAGUGGAUAUGUGACAGUUUUCCUUACUACAGAGACGCAGGCAGUGGUUGGAAGAACUCAAUCAGGCACAACCUAUCAUUGAACAAGUGUUUCAUGAAAGUAGCCAGAUCGAAAGAUGACCCGGGAAAGGGUUCUUACUGGGCCAUUGACCAGAAUCCCCAGGAAGACAGCCUCCCGACCAGACAAAAGCUGAGAAAAAGGAGAAACAGUGAUCGGUCGUCACCGUACAGUCCUGACGACAGUCUACACAGCUCCGGGGGAAGCAUACAGGGUGUGAUAUCGCCCACGCUCGCCCAAAUCAACCGUGUCAACAUCCCAAGUCAAGCUGCCCAACUUCAACAACAGUUGCAGAUAUUACAAUCGCAGCAGCAGCAGCAGCAACCAGGCCAAGAUGUCGGGACCAAGUUAUUUGAAUCCAACCCCAACAUCGAGGAUCUCAGUGCCUCCUUCAGGAGCUUAUAUAAAUCAGUAUUUGAAAGUUCUAUGAAUGGCCCAUUGUCACAGUUUCAUCAGGUGGAUAGUGCAACUGCAUCCCCACAGCAAUCGCUGGUAGGCUCGCCCAACGGGAGCCAGCUGCAGCAAUCACAGCAAUACCUAGGUAACCUAAGUCUCAACAGUUCCAACCUAGACUGGCUACAGAAUCUCGAUCUCCUGAAAGAGAGCGUCCGGACGGCCAAUUGGAACGAUGUUGAUGUGUCCCAGUUCCAAGGUAUAAGACACACUGCAAUGUUUUCAGGUUUGAUGGAGAGUAUGAAGCAAGCUGACCUCAAGAAUUGGUCCCUAGCACCAGAACAAUUCGCAGACCUUGCUUCCUCACUCAGUCAAUUCUUCCAACAGACAGGCCUACUGUCACAGAGUUUGGGCGGUCUGUCGGCCUCGUCAGCUGCAACAGGGAGUGGUUUUAACAGCAGCCAACAUUCAAACUACUCCAACUCCACCACGGGCGGCCACUCCUCCAUCAUGGGCUCGCCGAACCUACUCAGUCCCGACAACAGCGCCACUUCCCUGGGUCUAUCACCCCACGGUCUCUCCCCUCACCAUCAGUUAUCAGUCAGUCCAAGGCACCAGACUACCAUGCAGCCGCCAAGAACGCAUCAGGUCCCCACUGUGCACGUUCAGGCAGUUCCCAGUUACACAGCGGAGGAGGAGGAAGACACGUUUGAUUGGGAUAGCAUAGUAUGAAUAUUGACUGCUGGGGGAUAGCAUAGUAUGAAUAUUGACCGUUGGGGGAGAUAGUCAAAGCCAGGCCAAUCAUGAUAGGUACAUAUUAGGAGGAGGAAGAUCAUUUGAUUGGGAUAGCAUAGUAUGAAUAUUGACUGCUGGGGGAUGGCAUAGUAAAAAUAUUGACUGCUUUCGGGGGAGAUAGUCAAAAGCCAGGCCAAUCAAGAUGCAUAUUAAGAAGAAGACCAUUUGAUUGGGAUAUCGUAGUAUGAAUAUUGACUGCUGGGGGAUAGCAUAGUAUUACUAUUGACCGCUUUUGAGGAGAUAGUCAAAAGCCAGGCCAAACAGAUAGGUUCAAAAUAGGAGGAAGACACAUUUGAGUGCGAUAACAUCGUAUGAAUAUUGACCACUGGGGUAUAGCAUAGUAUUACUAUUGACUUCUGAGGGAUAGCAUAGUAUGAAUAUUGACUGCUCUGGAGGAGAUAGUCAAAGUCAGGGUAGUAAUGAUAGGUACAGCAUUUAAAAACAGAAGAUCCAUAAAGAAAAGAAGUAACUGCCUUAAAAAAAACUACUACAGUUAAAAUUGAGUACAUUGUGAUAAAAGCAAAGCAUCAAUGAGUUUAGUCACGUUCCAAGACUGAAGUUUGAUUUUGUUCUCUUUAAGUCACUACUAUCAACAAGAUAAAUAAAAGCUUAUCUUGGGAACUUUGGCGCUGGGAGGCAAGAAAUUCUAAGUGAGCAUACCUUGUGUGUGCAUAAGCUUGAAUAAAGCAGCCUGAGGCAUUCUUGGAAUUUCUCGGAUCCCAGCGCCAAUGUUCCCAAGAUUUUAUUCAUCUUGCCAACAGCCCCCUCUACCGCUGCAGCAGCUUGACCAGAAAGUCAACCAAUCAUCUCGUUCAUAUGAUUACUCCUCCAUCGUGGUUGGGCUGGCUUUAAUAUUAGUGAUUUUUAAUUUCAUGUACAUAAGAUUUCUUUUUUGUGUGUGUGGGUUUUGUUUUUUAAUGAAAGGAUAUUUUGUUACCAUGGUAUUAAGGAGAUCAGAGCCAUAUCGUUGUUAUUGAAGGAUUGCUUGUGAACUUUCAGGAGUUUAUUUUAUUCAAAGAAUAUAAUUAAAUUGUUCCAACCACUUUUUGUUUUUGUUUUGUUUUGUUUUGCAGAGGUCUUAAGCUGGGCAUUUCAUUUUCGGAAUUUUAUUUUGUACAAAAGCACAAAGACAAUUCAAUUCCUGAGCCACAAAGCACAAAUCUGCAUGUCCAAUUUGUCAAAAAAAAUCAACAAAUAUAGUUAGUAAUGAAUGAAAGGUUUGCAGAAACACCAUGUGGGAAUGAUUUCUCAAAUUAAGAGAA